AUGGCAGAGACUGACAUCCAUCCUCUUCAAACGUCAGUUGCCAAUGACACGAAGGUCUCAUCGUAUAAUAAACAUAUAGGCUCGAAACUUGGAGACCCGGCCAGACGUCUCCUCGAAACUUACAGCAAGAUUUCCUCAGACGAAAUAGAAAAGCAUGUCUACGCAAUCGGUGCUGCUUCGGACAAGAUCUCUGCUGAUGGAGCCCCAUCUGAGCAUCUCUACGGAAGUGAUCUCCGCCCAGAGUUCUUCGAGCUGGGAUACAAAUUAUUCAGAGAUGAGGACACGCUUCAGAGCAACUUUAUUGUCGGAGAUGUAUUUGAUCCUUCGCCGCCAUUGUCCGCGCUGGAUGGGAAGAUUGAUAUCAUAUACGCUGCGUCCUUCCUCCGCUUGUUUGGAUAUGAAGACCAGAUCAGGGUUUGCAAGCGAAUUGUCAAUCUGCUGAAGGAGAAGAAGGAUUCGGUGGUACUGGGAAGGCAGGUUGGAAAUGCCAAUGCGGGGGAACGGCCUCGGAGGAACGGCCCGACUAAGGCGAGACGGAGACAUAAUGAAGAGAGCUUUAAGAAGAUGUGGGAGGAGGUUGGGAAUUUGACUGAGAGCAGGUGGAGGAUGGGUCACGGAGCUGGAAUGAUCCGACCAUGCUUCGAUUGA
Molecule: messenger RNA, 648 nt
Organism: Hyaloscypha bicolor E
Lineage: Eukaryota; Fungi; Ascomycota; Leotiomycetes; Helotiales; Hyaloscyphaceae
Exons: 3
Coding region: 1-648 (215 amino acids)
Source: RefSeq, a predicted model, not a curated record